AUUACAAAUAAAAGCUGUAAUAAGCAAUAAAAGUACUCUUUUAACGUUAUUUUAGUGGUUCGGUGAGGCAUUGUAAACAUUGUGUUGAAAUAUGUGGCAAGUUCGCCUUUUUUUUAAUCGCUGAAAGCCAACAAAUAUCAAUCCCCGUGCUCGUGGUGGAUGAGAGGCUCGCGCGAGAGGCGGCGCAUGCGCACUCACACUUUGUGCCAUAUUGGAAUGAGGUCGUUGAACGACUAGGCGGAAAAAGACACGGCAUCUAAAACCGACUUGAAAAACUCCUCACUGAAGCAGUUUGAUUGUCCUCCGGGGGCUUCAGACAUGAGCCUUGAGGCGCUGGAGUCUGAUGCGGACUCUGGUCAGGAUGUGUCCGAGUUUAACUGGGAUGACUACCUGGAGGAAAACGGGGCACUUUCUGUUCCUCAUCAUGCGUUCAAACACGUGGACCAGGGCCUGGAGACGGGUCUGACUCCUGGUAUGAAGCUUGAGGUGUGUGUCCGUACCGAAUCAGAAACAACGUACUGGGUGGCCACGAUAAUCACCACCUGCGGACAGCUGCUGUUGCUACGAUAUGAGGGUUACCAGGAUGACCGGCGUGCCGACUUUUGGUGCGACAUCAUGACCGCCGACCUGCACCCCAUCGGAUGGAGCAAGCAGCAGGGUCGACCGAUGAGACCUCCUGAGGGUGUCCGUGAGAAGCACGAGGACUGGGAAGCGUUGCUGGAGAAAGCUCUGGCUGAAUCCUGCAGUGUACCUGCUAGUCUGCUGGAAGGGGCCCAGCGUGGCUGUAAUCCUAUAGAUCUGUUAAGUCAAGGUCUAAACGUUGAGCUAGUGGACCGUCAAGAUGCUGGGGUGGUCUGGUCUGCAGUGAUUGAGGAGAACGUUGGGGGACGCUUGCGGCUUCGAUAUGCCGGCACAGACGGGCUCCCUGACUCCCAAUCCAUCACUUGGGUCUUCUACCUGGACCCCCUGCUUCAUCUACCUGGCUGGGCACAGGAGCACAGCUGCACUCUCAGACCACCUGCAGCUCUGCUCUCCCUGCGCUCUGAAGCUGAAUGGGAGGAGGUGAAGAAGACAGUCUUCUCUCAGGCUCAGGACUCCAGCAUCAGCGAAGAGUUUUACAGGGACAGAUCAGCCAUCACUCCGCACUGCUUUACUGAUGGGAUGAAGCUGGAAGCUGUGGACCCAGCAACUCCUUUCACCAUCAGUCCUGCCACUGUGGCCAAGGUAUUCAAUGAUCAGUUCUUUCUGGUGCGGAUGGACGAUAUGAGAGAUGAGGCACAGAAAGAGGGUGGCGGACGCUCUUUCCUUUGUCACAGGGACAGUCCGGGAAUCUUCCCCACGCAGUGGAGUCUAAAGAACGGAGUCAAGCUCAGCCCUCCUCCAGGGUUCCAAGGUCAGGACUUUGACUGGGCGGACUAUCUAAAGCAGUGUGAGGCUGAGGCAGCCCCGCAGCAAUGCUUUCCUUCAGACCCAUCUGAUCAGUGCAUUAAAGAAUCCAUGAUGCUGGAGGCCAUCAAUCCGCUCUGCCCUGAAAACAUUCACGUAGCAACUGUUACCAAGGUCAAAGGUCAACACAUGUGGAUUCGUUUGGAAGGUCUGAAGCAGGCUGUCCCAGAGAUCAUAGUUCACACAGACUCCAUGGAUAUUUUCCCAGUGAGCUGGUGUGAAACAAAUGGCUAUCCUCUUCUGCACCCUUGCAAGCCCAAAGUAGAUAAACAGAAAAAGGUUGCGGUUGUUCAGCCAGAGAAACACCGGGUACCAUCCAAAGACUCCUCACCUGAUACUACCAAACAACUUAUUAACAGCAAUCAGGCUGAGAUGGGAGGCCAGGCGAAUGGGAAGUACUGCUGCCCUAAGAUCUAUUUUAACCAUCGCUGCUUCUCAGGGCCCUACCUUAAUAAGGGCCGUAUUGCAGAGCUGCCCCAGUGUGUGGGACCUGGGAACUGUGUCCUGGUACUGAAGGAGGUGCUGACACUGCUGAUAAAUUCGGCUUAUAAGCCCAGCCGAGUGCUGAGAGAGCUGCAGCUGGACCAGGAGGGCCGCUGGCAGGGUCACGGAGAGACACUUAAAGCCAAGUACAAAGGGAAGAGCUACAGAGCGACAGUAGAGAUCGUUCGCACAGCAGACCAGGUGGCCGAUUUCUGUCGGAAAACCUGCAUUAAGCUGGAGUGUUGUCCCAACCUGUUCGGCCCACGAAUGGUCCUGGAGCGCUGCUCGGAAAACUGCUCUGUGCUCACCAAAACCAAAUACACAUAUUACUAUGGGAAGAAGAAGAGCAGGCGUGUGGGCCGACCUCCCGGCGGACACUCCAACUUAGAGGGAGGUGUGAAGAGACGAGGCAGGAGGAGGAAGAGGAGGAAGCAGCUCUUCGUCCACAAAAAGAGGCGUUCUUCUGCUUCAGUCGACAACACUCCGGCAGGUUCCCCUCAGGGCAGUGGUGAUGAGGAAGAUCUGGAUGACGAUGACUCUCUGAGUGAAGAUACAGGCUCUGAGCUGCAAGACGAGCUGAUGGAUGACUCUGAAUACUCAGAGAAGAAGUCGCAGCCCCCCACUCCCUCCCCCUCCCCUCCAGAAACCCCCCGGCCCACACGCAAACGGCGCAAACCUCGCUCGCCUUCCUGCUCAGAUGAUGAGAACAGACCUCCUUCACCCAAGAGUCCACGUACAGAAGCUCCUCAGAAGCUGUGUUUGGACAGUAGUCCACUGGAAUGGAGUGUCACGGAUGUUGUGCGAUUCAUCAGGACCACUGAUUGUGCACCGCUGGCACGCAUCUUUAUGGACCAAGAAAUUGACGGUCAGGCGCUGCUUCUGUUGAACCUUCCCACUGUACAGGAGUGUAUGGACCUGAAGCUCGGCCCUGCCAUCAAGCUGUGCCAUCACAUAGAGCGGGUCAAGCUGGCAUUUUACCAACAGUUUGCCAGCUGAGGGUGGCUGUCUGUAGAGAAGAGUAGGGCAUUUGACAUUUGAGGUGACUUUCCUAAUAUGUGUGAUCGUCCUUUUGUUCUAUGGAUCAUAGAACCUUUAAAAUCACUUAGCGCUUUAGACGCCUCCUGUACCAUUAGGUCUUCAGCAGGCGCAGUUGAGAUCAACUACUGGAGGGGCGUUUUUCAACAGGGUCUAUCUGGUACUUUUACAGCUGGGCUCUUCAUCUUAAAGUAAGCCUGGACUAGUGUUUAGUUUGAUCUUUUUUUUUUUUUUUUUUAAGAUCUGGGUUGGUGGAACUGUGUCUGCAACAAUAAGCAAAGCUCUUUACUUGUUUUAAAAAAAAACUUUAUUAACUGUAGAGCGGAUGACAAUGCAAUUACCUUAAGCACAAAAAAAAAAUUGCCCAUGUACUGUAAGUGGUAUGCAAACUUGUACAUACAGGAGUGUUAAUGUAAAUACUGUAAAUAACCAGAUGUUAAUUUUAGUGGGACUGCUUUAAUGUUCCCAUUUCGGUUUGGUUUUCUAUAACAGCUUGGGAAUUACACUGUAACACAACAGUGCAAAAGAUGGGGCAUGAUAUAUGCCUGAUGCUGCCAUUUUGGUUUCUGUAAAUACUAAUAAGCAUUUGCUCAUCCUAAAGAUGCAUUAUUAAAUAAAGGUGCAGAGUAAUAAAAAGUAAUGAGGUGUUGGUUAAGACAUAAGCACACAAAUACUUCAGGUUAUGUCACUGACUGUGAUAGGGAAAAUAUGAAUUGUGGCAAAUCCAGGGUCUAUCAACAACACCAAAUUGAAGAGUCUUGUAUUCUUACAAACCUGUCUGCUUGUAAAAGUAAUUUUUUUAAUAUCAAGUAGAAUGCAGGAUCUGUGUUUAAAUGCAAAUACUGCAUUCAAUAAUUUCAGGGGCCUCUAUGUUUUAAUGGUCUAAAUAACUGGUUUGGUCUUGCAUUGCAAAGCUAUACCCCUACACAACCAGAUAAAAUCAUUUGAUUUAUUAUCUGUGGAUUGUAUUUGAAUUGGUAAUGAGAUAUGCAACAGUCUCCCUUUCCUUGAUUUAACAGUCCAUUUCCCUUCUUUAAGUAUUUGUGCUGGAAUGAGAAAGAUGAAUUUGGAACCUCGUCUUGCCACAUUCCGUUUUGUUCAUUUCCUGUUUUUCACCCGUUUAAUUAAAGGUUGUUGAAUUAAUAUUGCUUUACUUUCGAUUAUAUGUUGGUGGAAAAUGUUAUUUAAAAGAAAAUAAAAUGAACAGAAUCUUG
Messenger RNA from Rhinichthys klamathensis goyatoka, 4178 nucleotides. RefSeq names its product Scm like with four mbt domains 1 (gene sfmbt1). Gene Ontology annotation, molecular function: transcription corepressor activity; histone binding. Gene Ontology annotation, cellular component: nucleus. Bases 319 to 2925 code for a protein of 868 amino acids. The transcript has 21 exons. Lineage: Eukaryota; Metazoa; Chordata; Actinopteri; Cypriniformes; Leuciscidae. The record is from RefSeq and is a predicted model, not a curated record. Gene Ontology annotation, biological process: regulation of DNA-templated transcription.